AUGACACUGCCACCUCCAUCAUCAUUUGGGGAUCAUUCCAAUGCUGCUGACGAUGAUAUCUUCAGUCAACCAUCACAUGGUGAUCAACACAUAUCCUCACCACAAAGAAUAACAACUAUAAUCGAUGAUGACGAGGAUGAUGGCAAUACGAAUGAUUGGGGAGACCAACAAAUACAAACACCAACGCCAUCACCACCAACCAUCAAAGCACCGCCUGCUGUCACUGUUGUCAAUGAAGAAGAUAUCGAUGAAACAACUGUUAUUGAUGAGGACGAAGACAAGCAGGAGUCGACUCUGGUGGUCGAGGACAUGGAUGUGACCAAUCAAUCAUCAGAAGAGACACCUCCUCGUAAAGUCAGAAAGGAAAAGAAGAAGAGAACCAAGCAGGACAAGAACAGACCAAAGCCAAGGCAGAACAAGAAGACAGACACAAUAGACGUGAAUGAUGAAGUGGAGAUGGUUCAACACAACAAUAGUGGCAAGACUGAUCAUGAUGCUGACAUUGCCCUCGACGACGAGGCUGACCACGACCAAGACUCAGACACCAACCCUCAUUCAUUGUUCAUUGGUCAGAGCGUGGCUCGCAUCAACUCAAUGUCAUUCUACAAAGGUUUCCGUCUGUUUGGCUUGGACUACUAUGUUGACUUCACAAUAAUGGUGGAUGACAGUGACAUUGGUGGCGUGUCAACCUCUCAACUAUACAAGAUAUCAUCACUUUGGCAAUCAGACGAUGACAACUGUCCCUAUGCAGAACUGAUAGUUAUCAAGAAGUCUGGCGACAACAACAAACGAAGCACUAAACAACAAGGUGGUGCACCCCAACACAUCAUACUGACCAAGGAGGUAGUCAUCAGGAAGCUGUCAAGACUGCGACGAAUACUUCAUUGUACAAUCGAUCCCCAAUCAGUGUAUAAGAAGCGUGCGUACUACCCUGACAAUGCAUACUACUGUCUCGAUCAAGACUACAAUGUAAUCAACUACAAAGGCCCCAAAAGACUACUAUAUGACAGUGUGGCGUUGGUGUCUCCGCCAGCAUCCCAACAACAGAGCGUGGAGAUGGUGGAAAUCAAUGUCAAGCGCAAGAAACAUGAAGACAAUGGAUCAUUCGACGACUUCACCAUCAGCGGGCACGUCGAUGUUGGUGUUGAUGUUGAUAUGCAAGAUGGUCAUGAUGAUGAUCGAUCGGAUCAUGAUGAUGGAUUGUUUGGAGGCGGCAAUGAUCGUCCAGAUUCGCCGUCAGUCGAGGAUAGGUCACCCGAGUCGCCGUCGGUGGAGGAGAGCUCAGCACACACAAGAAAGAGACUGAGGAAGCUGCGUCCAGCUGACUUUUGUACUCAGGCCGAUGCAUGGGAUCUUGAAGGACUCGACAACACGAUCAAGACAUCCAAGCGAGACAAGAAGAAGAUACGAAGAGCAUUGGACGCGAUCAAGGGCAAGAGAUCAGGCACCUUAAGCUCUGACAUCGAGAGAGAUGAACAUGAUGACGAUUUCUUGGCGUUUGGAUCUGACGACGAUGAUGAAUCAAUGAUGAGCAGCAACACAUCAAAGGAUACCACCAAUAACGACAUGAACAAUGAGCUCAAGUUAGCUGUCGAUGAAGAAGACUCAAAGAGAGGUGACUAUGUUACAUACGAUCUGACACAGGAGGAGAAGGAGAAGAUAGAGGACUCGAAGCGCAUGUGGGAGGACAGUCAAUUCGCCAAACCAAGGAUCUCACCAAAGAAGCCAACAUUGAACUUUGAGACACACUCAAAGUCAUCGCAGCUCAUGGAGGAGACGUUGAAGAAGUUGAUCCGCGAGAACCCACUCAAGAAGCAGACAAAGAUCGAUCACUUCUUCACCACAAUGAGUGGAAGUGACAAACACAAUGCCAUCGACCUAGAAGACACGUAUGUUCCUCCAGCCUCUGUACCUGUGCCCAAGAGAGAGCCCAAGCCACCAGUGUUGAAGCGAGAGCCAAAGGCAUCUGCAAGAAAACCAUCAGUAGCGAGACGACCGACCGCAGAGCUAUCAUUCAUGAUGCCAAAUGGAGACAUUGCACCAAGAUCACAGGUGCCAGCCAGCUUCAGCUCAAGGAAGCUCCAAUCUCAAUCAUCUCAGUACUUUGUGGAUGGUGUCAAGAGUGAUGAGGAGAAGGACGACUAUGAAUACGAUGACUUUGUCGUUGAGAAUGCAAGUGAUGAGUCUGAUGAAGAGGAGGAAGAGGUACUGGAUCAUGGCGAUGAUGAUGAUGGAGCAAACCAAGUGGAUGAGCAUGAAGACAAUGGAGAACAUACUGAUGGUGGUGAAGACAAUGACGGAGGAGAUCAAUCCGACAACGAAGACGACCGAUCAGUUUGCAACAAGCUUACUCCAAACAGUAUAAAGAAGCAAGUUGAGCAUUUAUUCUCCAAGAAGUUCACAACAAAGGAAUCGUUCGACAUCUUCCUUCAGUACAUCAUCAGUUGUAUAUUGGAUCCAGACUUUAUUCAAUCAGUCAUGGAGAGUAAUGAUCGUUACUUCAUGGAUGCACUGGACAAGAUAGAGGCAACAGUUGUUUCCAGAAAGGAUAUAUUGGUAACAAGCAGUGUAUGGCAGACAGACUUCUUCCAGGACCUCAAGUAUCGUCCUGGAUACACAGGUGUUCGUGGUGAUGGAUCAGUCAGAUGCCAAUCAUGCAUGCGAGCCACUCACUCUGCCAGCGAGGUAGUGUUGUUCAGUGGCAGCUCCUAUGAAGUGACUGACUUUUGGAAAGGAUACUUCAGACGACCUGAGAAGCUUAGUAUCAAUGAGACUGAACCCGUGGACAAAACGUACAACCUUGGCACACAUUGCUACAAACGAUCAUACCUAUUCCAUCAACUACAUCACUAUCCAAUGCGCCUGUACAAGACCAUCAAGAGCGAGGUGCGCAAGUAUAUCUCCAAACACCCAGGUAUUGACUCUCAAGAGAUAUUGUUCCACUUUAUCAACAAUCCAAGUUGGACUGGCAGUUACUUUGCCAGUCUACAGUCCCUGCUUCAGCAAGCAGAUGUUGGAGUUAAAUAA
Molecule: messenger RNA, 3027 nt
Organism: Acytostelium subglobosum LB1
Lineage: Eukaryota; Evosea; Eumycetozoa; Acytosteliales; Acytosteliaceae
Exons: 4
Coding region: 1-3027 (1008 amino acids)
Cellular component (GO): nucleus
Source: RefSeq, a predicted model, not a curated record